AGUACCGUUAAAGUGGCGGAGGUCUCGCGAAAGUACUUUAAAGUGUAUUUGAUAUUGUUUAGCACCUGGCUGAUAAAGGCACAAGAUUUUUUUUUAAAUUGAGAAAUGGAAAACAGAACAUCAGGAAGUGAUUCCCACACACUCCAAGCAGACCCACCAAAAACUCCUUUGUUCAGAAAAGAGCUAAGUGGUAUAAAUUACAGAAUCCCAGCUCUUAUCUACAUUAAUGAUGCCCAAACCUUUCUUGUUUUUGCUGAGAAACGAACAUCACCCCAUGAUCAUGAUGCCACUCUUCUGUUCAUGAGGAGGGGAACACGACAGAAUGGGUCAAUUCAGUGGUCACCCGUUGAGGAGCUUAGCACAGCUUGUUUGCCAGAACAUCGCACUAUGAACCCAUGUCCAGUCUAUGAGAAAGAAUCCAAGACUGUCUUUCUGUUCUUCAUUUGUGUGCUGGGUAAUACCACUGAGAAUCAUCAGAUUUGCACUGGUAAUAACAAAGCUCGGUUGUGUUACAUCACCAGCAGUGACAACGGGCAGAAUUGGAGCAGCACAAUAGACUUGACAGAAUGUGUGAUUGGAGAUGAGUUUAAAAAUUGGGGCACGUUUGCUGUUGGACCUGGGCACGGCAUUCAGAUGAAGAGUGGAAGACUCAUAAUUCCUGCUUAUUUCUAUGAGAAUAUUCAUUGUAGCGGUCGUGAUGAAGAAUGCUAUUCAUAUGCUUUUGCAUUCUAUAGUGAUGAUGGGAAGAAUUGGCACUUUGGAAAAAAAAUGAAUUGGAGCAGCACAAUAGACUUGACAGAAUGUGUGAUUGAAGAUGAGAUUGCAAAUUGGGCCACGUUUGCUGUUGGACCUGGGCACGGUAUUCAGAUGAAGAGUGGCAGACUCAUAAUUCCUGCUUAUGUCUAUUACAUGAGCAGGAAUGAUAAUGAUUGCCCACCACAUGCAAUGCCCCAGGCUUUUGCAUUCUAUAGUGAUGACUGUGGGGCCACGUGGCAGUUCGGAGAAAGAGUAGGUACCGAAUCUUGUGAGCAGGGCCGUUGACAGCUUUGGCUGGGCCCCCCCCCAAAUAAUCUGAGUGCCCCCCCCACACACACACAUACGCGUGCACGCACAUCGCCACACAGCAACCACCUACACCCAACCCCUCUUUUCACAGUCUCCAUUCACUCCAACCCUUAAAUAACAGGUAUUCCAAGCCCAUUAUAACAGUCAACCAUUUUAUUUCAACAUUUCAACAUAUUUACAGUUUGAACAUUUCCUUAGUCUGCAACUAUUCAGGUGCGAAAUGCAAUGCGCCGGACUUUUGCUGUGGCAAAGUCGUCAAUAAGGUCAUUGAAGUCCAGCUUCUUUGCAAGUUUGCGCUCUAUAGAGAGCAUAGCCAGCCCAUUGAGCCUCUCCUGUGACAUGUUUGAGCGCAGGUAGUUGAUAAACCAAAAUGAUUGUUUACAGGAUGGAACUGGGCCUCAAUGAGAAUGGAGUUAUGGCUUUCCCAAAAUCUGAACAUAGAAGCAUCACCACUAGUGAUGUGUACAGUGAGUUUUUCAGUGUAUUUUUUUGUCUUGUUUUUCAUAAACGUCCUUUCUGUACUCGAUUCAGAAUGUUACAAAAAAAAUUGACACCCUCCCAACCACGUAACAUUAGCCUAUCUGACCUGGGGGCUGACACGUUUAUUACGGAUAAACCAAAAGGAUUACAACGUUCCCUGGAUAUAGAACUGGACCGAGAAGAUUUCAAAAUCUUAACGUGUAAGCAACAACAAUAAAACAGAGGUUGUUUUAUUCAUUUAGGGCUUAUUAGGCUACUUUCAUUAAUUGCGCUUUUCAUACAGGCCUAUCAUUUUUCACUUGAGCAAGGGAAUUGUUUGAAGAGUAUCCAGUCUAAGCGAAAGUUUAAUGUUUUACAACAGACUAACCUCAAAACACCCCAUUUAUAGCCCAUUCGUUACAUUAAACUCUAUCUAGCUGGCAAUUUCACAUGCCGUUGUAUCUACACGGGAUGAUUUCCAACAAAAUAAGGUUUAAUUAACAAGAGGCAGCGUUCCACGGGCUUUCAGCUAACCGGAGUCCAGCUCAGUGCAGCUCAGCAAGCGUGCCUAAAACAUUUGGAUAUGAUUGCGGGCCAAUGUGCUAUUCUUUGCUUCAUUGAGAUAUAUGCAACACAGUGUUAUUAAACCGAUAUGUUUAUGAAAUAAUUCAGUGCCCUGUGCAUUUCAGUGUUCACUCAGUGUACCCUGCUAUCCCCUACUUUAUAAUUAUGAAUGGCGCGUCGCACGUGCUGGGGUUACAUUACGGGGCUGGAAAAAAGUUAUCUGUGUCUUACCUGGCUCAGCUGCCCCACUGCCUUCACUACCUGCUGCAUCAUCUGAAUCUUUUCUAAAAUAUCUAUGCAGUGAGCCCCUGAGGCUCUUGGCUUCUUCAUCAUCUCUUUUUCUCUUUUCUUUUCUUUGCUCCUGACUUGUGCAUGUUGGCAAACGGGCUCGCACGCUUAUUGUCGAAGCGUUAUGAUGGAAUAGUGCCGUGUUAUUUGGCGCCUUAAUCAAAGACCAAACCAUUUCUGCAUUAGGGGUGGUAGGUGGGUUCUUGAAUCUAUUUUCGAAGACAAUAAAGGCAAAAGAACCAUAAAUCAUUCAUUGAAUGCAAAUAUAGCACAUUUUUCUCCCCCAAAUCAACACAUUUUGAAAUGAAACAGAAUGAUUAAUGGCAUCUUCAUGAGGGACCAGUUCUGGGCCCCCCCUCAUGCCUGGGCCCGGGACAAAAUACCUGGUUGUCCCCCCCUGUCGACGGCCCUGCUUGUGAGUGUGUGAUGGCAGAGAUCAUUGACAGAGAGAGCCGAAGUAAUUUAUACUGCAAUGCAAGAAGUACCAAAGGUUAUAGAGUUGAGGCGCUGAGUGAGAACAGUGGAGUGGCUUUUGGUACGUCUCAAUUUCCAGAGAACCUGGUAGAAUCUGGUUAUGGCUGCCAAGGUAGUGUGCUUAGCAUCACUGCACCUAAGGAACAAAAGAACUUAACAUCAGACACUGAGAAUUGGCUCAUUUAUUCUCAUCCAACUGAUACAAUGAAGAGAAAGGAUCUUGGGAUUUAUCUGAAUAAGUCUCCUCUUCAUGGCUCUGGACGGAGCAAACCAUGGAUCAUCCAUCACGGUCCUAGUGCAUACGCUGAUCUGACUACAUGUGAGGAGCCUGAUCGCUUUGCUUGCCUCAUGGAGUCUGGGAAAAAGCGUGAACUUGAAGAUAUUGCCUUUGUGGAGUUUUCUCUCUAAGAUAUCAUGAACAAUCAGUAGCUAUGUUUACAUGCAUGGUAUUAAUCUGAAUUUUAAAAAAGAAGCAACUAAACCAGAAUGAAAUUCCUAUCUUCAUUAAAUUCAAUUUCUGUAGCAACCAGGCCUGGAAUUUCAUCAUUUUAGGGACAAGGCCACUUGGCCUUUUUGUGCUGUCAAUUUUUUGAGGGCAUGAAGGCCAAAAGCCAGGGCACCAAGGCCAUAAAAUAAAACGAUUUUAAGUUCAUGUCUAUAAUGAAUUUAAUUUAAGGACUAAUGACUCUUCUGAGGAAGAUUGGAGUCUCAGUCGAAACUAUCAAGCAGGUAAAGAAACAUCUACACUAUUAUGUCUGAAGAUGAGAAAAUAUUGAACACAUCUAAACUUAUCAAUCCAUCACUCACUUCAAAAAUUGUAAAACUUAUUAAACCUAUAUCCUCCCAUAAUUUUUGUUCAAUUGACACCGAAUGUGCAAGAGCAUCUUCAGACUGUAUUACUACGCAGAUUUUUGAUUAAUCAGAAUUGAGCCUGGAGUACAUCAAAAUGUUUGACUGUAAAUGGAACAUAUGCUAGCAUGCAGGCUACUGAUUAACCCAUAAGAGCCCAGACCAAUUUCUCAAUCAAGGAAAAUUAUUGAGGAAAUAAAAUGAACUAAAUAGACGACAAAGAAAACAUUUCUGACCUUUUAUUUUUUAAAAUAGUACUUUCAUGUCUCAAGAUCUGAAAUAUUAAAUUGCAAAUUUGCAGAACACUGCAACACCACUGUUAACCCGGAAGUUCGUUCUAUGCAAACAGUUUGAGUAAAUUCCACUUUUAAAGAUUAGUUUUAUUGCAUUACUUAAACAGUAUGAGUAUAUGAAGAGUAUAUGAGACAGUCAUUGGGUGUACUCAUUUUUGUAAUUUAAACAAACUUAAACUAUCAUGUUUUACCUCAGGCCACAGUGCUGCCCUGUUGUGAUUGGCUCAAAACUCAAGACAAGUUUGUGCUUGUCCGUUGACGGCUACAGAGGAAGUUGCGCCAUUUUCUAAUUUACACAGAGGAGGUAAAUGAAUAAAAGUAAAUGUUAAUGUUGUAAUGACGCCAAAAACAAUGAGAUGGCAGUCACAAGGCAGACUACAAAACCGCAAAACUGCAGGGCAUCAAGGCCACUGUGGCCUUACGGCAGAUAUUUUUUUCCAAAGGCACAAGGCCAAAUUACGAGGGCCGUGGCCCUCGUGAAAUUCCUGCCCUGGUAGCAACAGAAAUUUGCUAUUUAACAAUAGACAAAGCAGCUUUACAGAAAUCCAGAUAUGAAUGUAGAUCUCUAAUGAGCAAGCCAGAGGUGACACUGAUAAAGAAAAACUCCCCGACAUGACAUGAAGAUGUAACCUUGAGUGGAACCAGACACCUCUUCUGAGUGAUCCUUGAUAUUGGGAUUUUGAGCAUUAUUAUUGAAAUAAUCAAAUUCUAAAGAUAGGAGGUACAACUCCAAAUCAGAAAAAAAUUGGGACAAUAUGUUAAAAUUGAAAUUAAAACUGACAACAUUGACUUGGAAAAAAUCUUUUGACCUGUAUUGCACUCAAAAUAGUACAACAACACAUUAUUUGAUGUUUUAACUCAUCUCUCAUCUCAUUAUCUCUAGCCGCUUUAUCCUGUUCUACAGGGUCGCAGGCAAGCUGGAGCCUAUCCCAGCUGACUACGGGCGAAAGGCGGAGUACACCCUGGACAAGUCGCCAGGUCAUCACAGGGCCGACACAUAGACACAGACAACCAUUCACACUCACAUUCACACCAUGUUUUAACUCAUUAAUUUUAUUGGUGGUUUGUUUUUUGUUUUU
Molecule: messenger RNA, 5071 nt
Organism: Neoarius graeffei (lesser salmon catfish)
Lineage: Eukaryota; Metazoa; Chordata; Actinopteri; Siluriformes; Ariidae
Product: sialidase-3-like
Exons: 4
Coding region: 106-1041 (311 amino acids)
Biological process (GO): oligosaccharide catabolic process; ganglioside catabolic process
Cellular component (GO): lysosome; cytoplasm; membrane
Molecular function (GO): exo-alpha-sialidase activity
Source: RefSeq, a predicted model, not a curated record